GGAACGAAUGGAAACGAUUUUACGUUGUUACUUUCUUGGAUUGACUAUCAUUAAGCUACAGUGUUGGAUGUACUGCCGCUGGGGUUUUAAAAAUGAUGCAGACGUUAUGCAUUCUGUAUGAACGACACACGUGUUCGAUGUGCAUGCGAAGUAAGGCAGCACUCUAUGUGCAAAAUAUUACGGAUACCUUGGAAAAUCUUUCAAAGAAUAAAUAUAUUUUGUAUUUUAUUGAUUGUUGAUUCCUUUAUUAUUUAUUACAAACAUUUUACUACAUUGUGUAGUUCAUGCAUUCAGAAGUCCGUGCAACCUGAAUGCCUCGAUCAAAAAGCAACCGACCGUAACUUUAUCAACCGGUAUAUAUACCCCAGUGACAGUAGAGGAGCGAUCAAAACUAAAAAGGCGACCAAAUGCUUUUAUGAAUUCAUGUCAGCUUUAAGAUCUGAAAUCUACGGGGUCUCUUGGAGAAGUGCAAAAGAUCAUUGAUAAGUGUCUUCUCAAAAAAUGGAACUCAAGUUGCAUUCGUCCCAUUGAAGAGUGAUGACACCGACAGGAAAAAUCCCGGCAUUGCUCUUAAUUUUGUUACGAGAAUCAUUUGGAAAACUGGAUGAGGUUUACCUUACAAAAACUAGAACAAGGCUAGAUCUUGUUGAACCUUCCUUGUCGAUUUGGUCAGGUCCUAUAUUUGGGAUAUUCAAAUGCAGUUUUAUCUGCCUUCAGGAACCACAAUGUGUAUCAUUACUGUUCAACGAAACGACAAAAUUUUGCAACCUUUUCAACGUAAUAUACGAUGGUGACGAAAGUGGAAACGUGGAGAAUUACUAUAUCAUAAGUGGGAAAAGUACACAGUUUGUGCCAGCAUCCUGCUUGGACAUCAUUAUAUACGCUAACAUAACGACAGAUGGAGAAUAUUGGAUUUAUCCAAUGGCAGCCAAUGGGAGGCGAACCAAUAUCUUUUGUCACGACAUGGCAAAUGAACCUUCACAUUUCAUCACCUUAAAAUACACGAACAGCUUUGUUCAACACGAUGGCUCAAACUGGAUAGUUUCUGAUCGAACAUGCCAAUCCAGUCUGAAUCCUCCUUUAAAACAAGUGGAGUUUACCAAAAUUAAAAUACAAAUAGAGGACAUGGUGGUUAAUGGAACAGACUACACGUUCACUUCCGUGAUAGGAUCACCCACAACUAAGUACGGAGAGUCUUGGGAUUGUAACGGACCCUACUAUCUUAAUCCAUGUCCUCAUUUUGGACAUGCGGUCAUUGACACUAGAGGAACUGGACUGAUUGUUGACCCUAGCAUAACGUUUGGUUUACUUGCGCAACAUCAGGCUGAAAUGAAAGACUUCAUCAGAUCAGCUGACGGUUCUCAGAUAUCCUUCCUGUGCGCUGGGUGGUGCAGCAUAUGUGGACCAAAGUCUGGACCAAUCAAAUUGCUUCUUUCUACGGAGUUUAUUUCAGCUACUGAUGCACAGCCCGCAAUUUGUCGCAAGUAAAAGAUGUUUUCCGGUUUCAGGAUCCAUAUCCAUAAUAUUUUCAAAUUUUGUGCUUUGUUUGAAAUAAGUCAUAAUUAUUGAUUUAAAAAACAAAGUCUGAUUUUUGUAUAAACACAUUUUUUGAUUGUAGAUCAUGAAUAUUUGUUGUAAAUAAGAAAAAAUAAUAUUUCCCAUCAAAUUAACUGGAUAUAGUACAUUCAAGUACAUGUAGUACUCUAGCGCAGAUCCAGGACCAUGUAGAAAAACACCCACGACUUGACUUCUAAUAACUACAGAGCCAAAGUACUAGUAUCUACAUUUACAGUACUGUAAAGGUGGUGAUUUACGCGUGGGGCAAGUUACACGGUAAGCUAAAACCGCUUAAAAAAUCCCCGCGUAUAGUAAAGGUGGCAGGGGACAGUUUUUUUAUACAAUUCAUUGUAGCCAAGGGAUGCAUGUCUUCGGAACUCUGUAACUAGAAUUUCCUCAGUUCCCAUUCAGCACAAAUACCUUUAAUUCACUCUUUAUAAGGCCAAUCACCAAUUUCUGAAGAA
This is a messenger RNA of Magallana angulata, 2021 nucleotides long. Its product is annotated as A disintegrin and metalloproteinase with thrombospondin motifs 9-like. Lineage: Eukaryota; Metazoa; Mollusca; Bivalvia; Ostreida; Ostreidae. The record is from RefSeq and is a predicted model, not a curated record. Bases 538 to 1488 code for a protein of 316 amino acids. Gene Ontology annotation, molecular function: zinc ion binding; metalloendopeptidase activity. The transcript has 6 exons.